CGGGUUUCAACUCGAUGACGCAACUGGGCUUUUUCGUGGCCCUGAGCAGCCACCAGACCUCGUUCGCGGUCUCGACGCUGUACAAAAGCUCUGACCCGCAGCCAGCAAGCGCGUGAACAACGCGCGGCCGGUGCAGAUAGGCGAGGAGGCGAUAUAGCACAUUCCUCUCGAAUCGACUCCUAGAGAUGCGACGACGACCCGCUGCGUUGCUCGCGCUGCUCGCGGCGGCCGCAGCGGACAACGCGCUCCUCUCCGCUAGCGAGAAACCCUCGCUCAAGAUCCGCGGCGUGAACUUAGGCGGCUGGCUCGUCCUCGAGAAGUGGAUCAAGCCGUCUCUGUUCAGUGAGUGGGACGCCUUCGACAAAAAGGCGCCCAAGGACCAGUGGACCUACUGCGAGACGCUGGGAAAGACGGAAUGCAAGAAACGCCUCGAGCAGCACUGGGACACGUGGGUCACGGAGAGCACGAUCAGUGACCUGGCUGAUGCGGGCAUCACGCACGUGAGGAUACCUAUCGGGCACUGGAUCACGUGUGACAUCGCCGACGACGAGCCCUACGUGUGCGGGGAAUGGACCUACCUCAAAAGAGUGGCCGAGUGGUGCCAGAAAUACGAUGUCUUGGUGUGGCUCGACCUCCACACGGCGCCCGGCUCCCAGAACGGCUUCGACAACUCGGGCCACACGGGCGACGCGCUCUGGGACAAGUCCAUGGCCAACGUGAACCGCACGUUACGAGUUGUAGAUGAAAUAGCGUCGAAGGUCGCAGAGGACGACGCUUUGUCAAGCGUGACGACGGGCUUCGGUCUGCUGAACGAGCCGGACGCCGGCAUCGAUUAUUGGCGCAUGCUCAACUACUACGAGGACGCUUACGCGACGAUCCGGCGCGUAUUAGGCAAGGAUGUGGCGGUCUAUGUGGGAGACAUGUUCGUGCAAACCUGUGCAUAAAUCAACCAGAGAGUCGGGGGCGCCACGCUAUCGAGCAGGCGUCGCGUCGAUGGCGUGGAGGCCAUGAUCCAGCGGAUGCGGAGACGCGCAGCGAGAGGAGACACGCCGCGAGAGGAGAUGCGCCGCGAGAAUUUGAUUUCCUCUCACUUUGAUUUCCACACUAGAACCCAAAAAAUUUCAAUUGGUUUUGGGUCUCCAAGGACAACGCGCCGCAAGGGCCCUCAAAUGAGGCCGAGAACGUAUACCUCGACAGCCACAUCUACGCCUGCUUCGUCGAUGAUUUGAAGGCGAUGACGCCCCAGCAGCACAUCCGCCAGGUUUGUAAAUUUGAAAGGGACCACAUCAACCGUCGCGCGCUGUGUAGAAAUCAAUUGCAACGCGCUACAUGCCAUCGACGAAAUGUGUGACUCACUUUUCAUUUCCGCACAGAGUGCUGCUGGGACGGCCUGCCGCCCAAGCCGACGGAGCUGAAGCGCUUCGUCGGCGAGUGGACGGCGGCCUACGACCAGACGCCGUCGCCGGAGCUCGAGAAGCACUUCCGCGAGCACCCCCGCGAACUAACGCCGGAACGGUUCCGAUUCCUGGAGCAGUUCGUGCUCGCGCAGAUGAUGACCUACGAGGCCACUCCUGAAGAAAAUCUCGAAUACUUGCCGCCGAAGAGCGUCGCGGGCGACUUCCACGGCUGGUUCUUCUGGAACUUUCGCAUGGAGGAGACGGUCUACCGCGAGUGGGACUACCUGCGAGGCGUCAAGGAGGGCUGGAUCCCCAAACUUGAGCGGGGCGUGACCGUGGAGCAGCAGACGGGCACGGACUGCGCCCAGUUGGAAGAGGAGGCCCUGGCGUGCACGACGGAGGUCGUCGACCCCUUUCCCAAGAUUCCCCACUGGAAGGGCAUUCCUUGUAUUGCGCCGUCGCCCGCGGAGGUCGCGUCGUUGUUCCUGCUGAAGGCGUUCGCGUGCGUCGGCGUCGUGGCCGUGGUCCUCUUCGUGCUCUACGCGCUGCGCUACGGCUUCGCCAAGGCCUGGGCCGAGCUGCGCGCGUGCUGCGGCCGCGGCGGGUCCCUCGAAAUGGCGCGGCGGAAGGAAUUUACGAGGAUCAACGACGAGCCGUCCUCCUACGACACGAACAACCCGAUCAACGUCGCCGCGUAGUAGUCGCUCCCCCUGUCGCCCCGAUUUAACUCCUUGUACAAUA
Pelagomonas calceolata is the source of this 2138-nucleotide messenger RNA. NCBI's taxonomy places the organism in Eukaryota, Pelagophyceae, Pelagomonadales, Pelagomonadaceae. The record is from the annotation of a GenBank genome assembly.